UUCACUUAUGAAGCUUAGUGUAGCCAGAUAUGAAAUUCUAGGUUGGAAAUUCUUUUCUUUAAGAAUAUUGAAAAUUGGCCCCCAACCUCUUCUAGCUUAUAAGGUUUCUGCUGAGAGGUCUGCUGUUAGUCUGAUGGGCUUCCCAUUAUAAGUGACCUGGCCCUUCUCUCUGACUGCCCUUAACAUGUUGGGCAUGAUGGAUGAUUGACAUUCAUCCAUCUCAGCCUUAGCCCAGGUCUGUGCCCUUGCUGGAGACAUGUUGCAAUCUUUUGGAGAAGAGGCAUUUUGACUUUCUGAGUUUUCCAUAUCUUUGUAUUCUUUCUCAUCUUCAUGGGUUUAUCUAUCUUUGAUGUUUGAGGCUGCUGACUUUUGGAUGGGGUUUUUGUGGUGUCUUUUUUGUUGAUGUUGUUGCACUCUGUUUUUCUUUUAGCAGUCAGACCCCUCUUCUGUAGGGCUGCUGCAGUUUGCCUGGGGUCCACUCCAGCCCCUAUUCGCCUGGGUCUCUCACAUGCCUGGAGAUAUCACCAGUGGAGACUGUGGACCAGCAAAGAUGGCAGCCUGCUUCUUCCUCUGGAAACUCUGUCCCAGAGGGGCAAUGGCCUAAUGCUAACCGGAAAGCUCCUGUAUGAAGUGUCUGGAGACUCCUGUUGGGAGGUCUCAGUCAGGAGGAGCAGGGUCAGAGACCCACUUAAAUAAGCAGUCUGUCUGUCCCUUGACAGGGCGGGUGUGCUACACUGAGGGGAAUCCCCCUCAUCUGGGCUGCCUUGACUCACCAGAGCCAGCAGGCAGAAAAGACUAAGAUCACUGAUCCACGAUACUGCAGCCAUCCCUCCUCCUAGGGGCUUCUCUCAGGGUUGUCAGUGUUUUGUCCAUUAACCCCUGGCUGACGAUGCUGAGAUUCUCACAGGGAAGCCCUGUCCAGUGAAGAGGAGUGAAUCCAGGUCCCACCCCAUCUCACCAGUGCCAGCAGCAAGGGAAACUGGCCAAUUGGAGCCACAGUGAUGGUGGGCUUCCCUACCUCCUUCCCCCACCUCCUCCCCCACUUCCAGAACUCAAUCUUCUUAGGCAGUUUCUAGCUGCCGGGGGAGGAUUCCAAGCCAGUGGGUUUUAGCUUAUGGAGUUCUGUGAGGACAAGGCUGCUUGGCUGCCUGGCUUCAGCCCCCUCCCCAUGAGAGUGAACAGAUCUCCUGUCUCACGGGAGUUCCCAGAACCAGAAUAUGCAAAUACUCCGGUGUCUCAGUGCUUACUCAAAGUGGCUGCCCACCCAAGCACAGCUUUGUGCUUGGGACCCAAAGCUCUGGUAGCAUGCACUCAGGAGGGGACCUCCUGAUCUAAAGGUUGCAAGGAUCUGUGGGAAAAGCCUGGUUUUCAGGAAGGGGAAGCAAAAUCCUUUACCAUCUCCCUUGGCUGGAGGAGGGAGUUGCCUUUGCCGUGUGCAGCUUCCGGAUGGGGUCUUGCUCCACCCUGUUUUUGCUCACUCUCCGUGGGUCAGGCCAGCCACCUAGUCAGUCCCAAUAAGAGAACUUUGGUACCUCAAUUGAAGAUGCAGAGUUCACUCACAGUUUUCUUCCUUCUCGGUGGGAGCUGCAGAGCAGCGCUGCCUCUCUCUGACCAUCUUGGCUCUCUGUUCACUCUUUUUUUUUUUUUUUUUUGCUUCUUGCAUAUUGGUCACCUCCUAAAUUAGCAAUGUCCAAGUACUUAUUCCUUAUCAAAUACUUUUCAUUAAUUUAACCCAGUACGUACCUCACUGUGGGGAAGGGGGGGAAAGAUGAAAAUUAAACUUACUUUUUAUUUAUUUGAUUCUCUUUAAGUUUCAGGUAAGCUCGAUUUUGACUAAGAUAUAUAUACAUGUAUUUUUUUAACUAUUUGUCAACUUUCAUUGUUUUUGUUUUUGUUAAAAUAUAUUCAGCAGCUGGGCUUGGUGGCUCAUGCCUGUGAUCUCAACACUUUGGGAGGCUGAGGCAGGUGGAUCACUUGAGUCCAGGAGUUCAAGACCAGCCUGGGCAACAUAGCAAAAACUCUGUCUCUACAAAAAAAUACAAAAAUUAGCUGGGUGUGGUAGCACUCUCUUGUAACAGUCCCAGAUACUUGGGAGGCUGAGGUGGGAGGAUCACCUGACCUCAGUCGGUUGAGGCUGCAGUGAGUUAUGAUCAUGCCACUGCACUCUAGCCUGGGCAACACAGUGAAACCCUGUCUCAAAAAAAAAAAAAAUCACAUUCAAGUAUAUUACACAUGCAUUUUAUAUAAUUCAUGAAUUUCAGGAAAGCUGCAUGUAAAUCUUUUUUUUAAACUAAAUCAUGUUAAAGACACUCAAAAAGUUAACUGAAAUUCUAUGGUGACUUCUUUUAUAAAAUACUAAUUUUUGGCCGGGCGCGGUGGUGGCUCACACCUGUAAUCCUAGCACUUUGGGAGGCCAAGGCAGGCGGAUCAUGAGGUCAGGAAUUUGAGACCAGCCUGACCAACAUGGUGAAACCCCAUCUCUACAAAAAAUACAAAAAUUAGCUGGGCGUGGUGGUGCACACCUGUAAUCUCAGCUACUUAGGAGGCUCAGGCAGGAGAAUCACUUGAACCCAGGAGGUGGAGGUUGCAGUGAGCCGAGAUCACGCCACUGCACUUCUGCCUGGGGGACAGAGCGAGACUCCAUCUCAAAAAUAUGUAUAUACUAAUUUUUAUCUUAGAAAUAUAGAUCAUUAUGCAUUGGGUUUUUUCAAAAGGGGGAACACUUUAGUGAACAAUAGUUUACUUGACCUUUAGUUGGAAAAGAAAACUAAUGGUGGAUAAUUUUCUGUGGCUAUGAGAAUUUGGUAGAUUGAGAGAAAGGAAGAACAUCAAUACUGCAUUUUUACUUGACAUUUAACCUGUAGAUCCUCCUAGAGGUUCGAUGCCCCCAAGACAUUCCAACACUGAGCUGUUUCUUCUUCAGGUCUUAAGCUUUGAAGACAAGCUAUACCAGCACAUCUAAAAUCGGCCUCUGCAUUUUUCUUAAACAUGAGCUGUCCAGCUUAAUCAAAACUAACUGCAAAACAGUGGGUGUACUGUUUGCAGUACAAAUAGUGAUUCAUUUGGUCUUAAAAGAAUCACUAUUACUCUGUCAUACUUUCAGAGAUUUUCACCUAAGCAUUUAAGUUGCAAACCACUACAUAUUUGUCCCAUUAGUGACUAGUGGGCCUUAAUUUUGGCAUUCAAAUUAGGGUAAAAAACCUUGGUUCUUGAAAUGCUAUAGAAAAUAGAUUGACGCCAGGCACAGUUGCUCACACUUGUAACGCCAGCACUUUCGGAGGCUGAGGCAGGCGGAUCACUUGAGGUCAGGAGUUUGAGACCAGCCUGGUCAACAUGGUGAAACCCAGUCUCUACUAAAAAUACAAAAAUAAAAUAAAAGCCAGGCAUGGUGGCAGGUGCCUGAAGUCCCAGCUAUGUGGGAGGCUGAGACAGGAGAAUUACUUGAACCCGGGAGGUAAAGGCUACAGUGAGCCUAGCUCGUGCCACUGCCACUCCAGUCUGGGCAACAGAACAAGGCGCUGUUUAAAAAAAAAAAAAAAAAAGCUUGAAAUAUCCUCCCCUUAAGAUCACAAUAUUGUUACAUGCUACCAUUUGACCCACAACUGCUGUCUUAGGGCUGCUUGUUUACAUAUAUAUGUAUUAAGACACUUUGGUCAAAACAAUUUAUUAAAUGUCUUAAAUUUCUGGAAAUGUCCCUGAAAAUACCAUGAACUACUUCUAAUACUGAUAAUUAUGAAUAAAUGUAGCUGUUGAUCACCUCAGAUUUUCAUACAAACUGAACUAAGUUAGGGUUUUAUCAUAGGGUACUUUUUGUUUCAUUUAAUGAAAUUUUGAUGUGUUGAACUGCUUUCCUGGUGUCAGAGAAACAUGAGACCAUCACUCAAUAAUGGAAAUAAAAAGGCAGAGCAGACUACUGAUCUUAAUAAAAAGAAAAUUAUUUGCUGUAUUGUAGAUGUGCACUGUAAUUUCCAUGUUAAAGAGGCACUGCAUUUUUAAGAAAUAAAAUCACACAUCUUAUUUUUUCAUUUCUAAAUGGAUAUUGAACUAAGCUCUGUAGGCAAACUUAGCUGCCUAUUUUUCCAAAUAUGUUCAGAAGCACAUCUGAAACAUCAAACUGAUUAUCAGACAAUAAAGUGCCUAAUACUUUAUUAAAUAAAGGGGGACAAGAUGAUAGUGCAGAUAUCCUAGAAAUAUGCUUUAGAAGACACAGAAACAUUGUUAAGUUGAAUUUCAUUAGUAUCAUGCAAAUGUUCCCUUCCACCACCGACUAUUAAUGUGAAAAAUGAUAUAUAGCUAGCGUUUUUUAAAAUAUCAAAUUCUCAUUAUCAUGUUUUAGCCCCCCAAAAUUACAUUUUAGACUCUUACUUUCUCUCCCUCUCCCCUUUCUUUAGCUCUUGUUUUUGUCUUGCCAGAGAAGUGUAGCUAGUAAGGGAAUGUUUCUUAUUUGUGCCAAGGGACCAUUGAUGAUGCUGUAUAAUGGCAAGAUAGUAUUUUGUAAUAACUGCUUUUUUAUAUUUCUAAUACAAAUGAGCAAAGCUAUGAAACCAAUUUACUAGGUUUUUCUGCUCUGAACAUUAUUGUACGUGUUAAUUCUUUCUAAACAGUGCCUGGCACAUAUUGCUUGCUAUGAAAGUGUUAGCUGCUACUGCUACCAUUUAUUAUUAUUAUUAUUAAAUAUCCAUUGGUUGAAAACCAAGUAGUCGGCUAAAUCAUACCUGCUACUGUACAAAAUUUUGGGGAAAAGCUCAGAAAAAUCAUUUAUCAAUAAACAGUUUUGAGAACAAGAAUUUAUACUUUGGAUAUUUUAAAAUUAUUAAAUGUUAUUGAAACUUUAUGCACCAAAACUGUAUGAAAUAAUUUUGCAGAGUUGUGUUUCUAUAUUCUAUGUAAUUAAAGCUAUUUUUAUACUAUAUUGAUAGUUUUAAAUAAAACUGAUUUGGAGGUUUGUUUGCAGUUGUAUUGCCUUUUCAUGCAUUCAUCCAACAUGUAUUUAUUGCAUAUCUACCCUGUGCCAAGCGCUGAUCUGGAUGCAGAGGCUAUAGCAAUGAAUAAAAGAGCUAAAAAUUCCUGCCUUCGUGGAGUUUAUGUUCCAAUGGGAGAGGCAUACCACAGACAAGAUAAAACUGGCUCUCCUGGGUCCCUCCACUCACUUUUCCUGCUCGGUGCUCACCGCCUCCGGACCCCUCCCUCAUCAGAAAGCCCAGGCUCCGCUAGUAGAAGUGCGCAGGCGUCACCGCGCAUCCAGAAGCCACGUGUCAGGAGUCACGUGCCAGGCAUCACGUGUCAGGCGCCACGUGUCAGGCGCCUAGUGGCUGGAGGCCGUUGGAGCGCCUGCGCAGCUUUUCCGAAUGCCCCACGCCGGCGCGCAGCUCUCCCAGCGUCCCAAGAGCCACUUUCUCGCCAGGACGAUGCUACAGCGGUUUUCAGCUUCCCUUCAUCGUCGCUCCCACACUCAUUUUUAGCCACUGCUGCCGGUUUUUAUAUCCUUCUCCAUCAUGCAUCGUGAGCCUCCGAAGAAGAAGGCAGAAAAGCGUCUGUUUGACGCCUCGUCUUUCGGGAAGGACCUUCUGGCCGGUGGAGUCGCGGCAGCUGUGUCCAAGACAGCAGUGGCGCCCAUCGAGCGGGUGAAGCUGCUGCUGCAAGUGCAGGCGUCGUCGAAGCAGAUCAGCCCGGAGGCGCGGUACAAAGGCAUGGUGGACUGCCUGGUGCGGAUUCCUCGCGAGCAGGGUUUCUUCAGUUUUUGGCGUGGCAAUUUGGCAAAUGUUAUUCGGUAUUUUCCAACACAAGCUCUAAACUUUGCAUUUAAGGACAAAUACAAGCAGCUCUUCAUGUCUGGAGUUAAUAAAGAAAAACAGUUCUGGAGGUGGUUUUUGGCAAACCUGGCUUCUGGUGGAGCUGCUGGAGCAACAUCCUUAUGUGUAGUAUAUCCUCUAGAUUUUGCCCGAACCCGAUUAGGUGUCGAUAUUGGAAAAGGUCCUGAAGAGCGACAAUUCAAGGGUUUAGGUGACUGUAUUAUGAAAAUAGCAAAAUCAGAUGGAAUUGCUGGUUUAUACCAAGGGUUUGGUGUUUCAGUACAGGGCAUCAUUGUGUACCGAGCCUCUUAUUUUGGAGCUUAUGACACAGUUAAGGGUUUAUUACCAAAGCCAAAGAAAACUCCAUUUCUUGUCUCCUUUUUCAUUGCUCAAGUUGUGACUACAUGCUCUGGAAUACUGUCUUAUCCCUUUGACACAGUUAGAAGACGUAUGAUGAUGCAGAGUGGUGAGGCUAAACGGCAAUAUAAAGGAACCUUAGACUGCUUUGUGAAGAUAUACCAACAUGAGGGAAUCAAUUCCUUUUUUCGUGGCGCUUUCUCCAAUGUUCUUCGUGGUACAGGGGGUGCUUUGGUGUUGGUAUUAUAUGAUAAAAUUAAAGAAUUCUUUCAUAUCGAUAUUGGUGGUAGGUAAUUGGGAGAGUAAAUUAAGAAAUACAUGGAUUUAACUUGUUUAACAUACAAAUUACAUAGCUGCCAUUUGCAUACAUUUUGAUAGUGUGUUGUUAUUGUCUGUAUUUUGUUAAAGUGUUAGUUUUGCAAUAAAGCAUAUAUUUUUUCAAGGAUUUAAAUACUAAAAAUCAGAUAAAUGUGGAUUUUCUUCCCACUUAGACUCAAACACAUUUUAGUGUGAUAUUUCAUUUAUUAUAGGUAGUAUAUUUUGUUAGUUUAAAAUUCUUUUUAUGAUUAAAAAUUAAAACGUAUAAUGCUGAAAUCUAAGAAAUGAAAGUAUCUUCUUUUAAAUUGCUAUUCAUUUAGUAUACCUGUUUUCCCAUCUUUUAAAGUCAUAUGGUAUGACAUAUUUCUUAAAAGCUUAUCAAUAGAUGUCAUCGUAUCUCUAGGCACAAGUAAGCUUUGUUCUAUAUCUCUUCUAAGACAGCUGUUAUUACUGUGUACAAUAUUUAUAGUAUCAGCCUUUGAUUAUAGAUGUGAUCAUUUAAAAUUUGAUAAUGACUUUAGUGACAUUAUAAAACUGAAACUGGAAAAUAAAAAUGGCUUAUCUGCUAAUGUUUAUCUUUAAAAUAAAAUCUUGCUAGUGUGAAUA
Cercocebus atys (sooty mangabey) is the source of this 7073-nucleotide messenger RNA. RefSeq names its product solute carrier family 25 (mitochondrial carrier; adenine nucleotide translocator), member 31 (gene SLC25A31). Gene Ontology annotation, cellular component: mitochondrial inner membrane. Gene Ontology annotation, biological process: mitochondrial ADP transmembrane transport; mitochondrial ATP transmembrane transport. The transcript has 7 exons. Bases 5496 to 6443 code for a protein of 315 amino acids. NCBI's taxonomy places the organism in Eukaryota, Metazoa, Chordata, Mammalia, Primates, Cercopithecidae. The record is from RefSeq and is a predicted model, not a curated record. Gene Ontology annotation, molecular function: ATP:ADP antiporter activity.